AUGGCUGCAAAGUAUUUGCAUUCACUGGCAGAUGAAAAUCCAGAUCUGAGGAAGCAAAUAGGAUGCAUGACAGGUGUCUUUCACAUCUUUAAUCGCCACCAGAUUGUUUCCAGAAGCCAUGCCCCUAGAAGGCUUCCUCAUGGUGGUUUGCUUUUCAACAAUGGGACGCCUGAAAGAGAGUCAAGUGUAAUUUCCCAGAGAAGCCCUAAUCUGGAAAAACAUUCAAAAAAGCACUAUAUGGAAAAACACAGGGUAUCCACAGAAUCAUAUAAAGAAUCUAUAUCCUCAUGGUCUCCUCCAUCUCCCUUUUCUUAUGCGAAUAGAAGAUCAAAUCCAGAAACUCAUAAAUCAAGUGCCUCUAGACAUCAGAAUCUUGACCUUAGAGAUGUAGUCAAAGAUUCAAUGUAUAGAGAAGCUCGUGGGUUAUCACAUAAUGUUCUUGUUGAACUUCAAGAACCCGAUUGGUAUUGUAAUAAUGAAGCUAAUGAAUUUUCAAGAUCAAACUCUUGCAAAUUUAAAGAUGAGUUUUCUAAAAUUUAUCCAAGAUUUUCAUAUGAUGGACAUACAACAACCCCAAAGCAACUGAAAGAAGUUCCAAGACUUUCUUUAGAUAGUAAAGAGAGAUCCAUACGUACUCUUAACUCUAUCUCACUUGUACCCUUUAAACCAUAUGAUUCAAAAUCUAACCUAAAUUCAAGAAACCCUAAUGAAAAAUCCUUGAUUCAGACCAAACCACCCAGUGUUGUAGCCAAGUUAAUGGGAUUGGAAACUUAUCCCAAUUCCACAUCAACCAGCAAUAAGGAUCUUGAUUUGUUGUCAAAAUCUUUGAAAAUCCCUAAUUCCACAAGAGAACCAGUAUCUGAAUGUUGGAAAAAUCCCGACAUGAAACCGAUUUCUAGGGUUCCAAUUGAAGCAGCACCAUGGAAGUAUCCACAUGGUGGUCAAAAUCCUCAAAAACAAUCUCCUCGUGUUACUAAAUCCACUUCUGUUUAUAGUGAAGUGGAUAAAAGAUUGAAGAAUCUUGAAUUUUUAGAAUCUGGAAAGGAUCUCAGAGCUCUUAAACAGAUAUUAGAGGGAAUGCAAGCUGUGGAAGCAAGAAAGGGCGAAAGAGACAAUACAAUUGAUCAUCAAAGGCCACCAUCUGAGAAUGUUUCAACUGGUCAAGAAUCACAUAUUGUCAUCAUGAAACCAGGAAAGAUUAUUGAAAAGGGUUUUAUAAAUAAUAAUAAUAAAAAGGUAAAAGAUCCAAAUACUGAAAUUACAGAUUCUUGUAAACCAAGAAAGCAAUCAGAGUCUAGGUCUCCUAAUAGGAGGAAACAGAGUUCUAGCUCAACUCAAGAGAAAUCAACCUUGAUUGUGAAAGUGGAUGAAUCGGAAUAUCCAAGUCCAGUAUCUGUUCUUGAUGAUUCAGUCUAUAUGGAUAAUUCACCUUCACCUGUGAAGAAACAUACACCAAAUACUCAAAAAGAUUAUUCUAAACAAAAGCGUGAAAAACUUAAGAAAAUUGAGGAUUUGGUUGAAAAACUUAAGAGAUUAAACUCCAGCCACAAUGAAGCUCACACAGAUUACAUUGCAUCGUUAUGUGAAAACACAAACCCUAACGACAGAUACAUUUCAGAAAUCCUGUUAGCUUCGGGAAUCCUUCUUCGAGACCUUGAAUCGUUUGAGUUUCAUUCCUCUGGUCACCCGAUUAACCCUGAGCUGUUCUUGGUGUUGGAACGAACCAAAUUUGGUGAUUUACAGAAAGAGAAGUUUCACAGGAAGUUGAUUUUUGAUGCUGUUAAUGAAAUUCUUGUGGAGAAGUUAAAUUCGGUUUCAUUGAUUGUUCAGAAUCCUCGAGAGCUUUUGAGGGAGGUGUGUUUGGAGAUUGAAGAGAUGCAGGUGGUGAAGAAAGGUGAAAGGUGUGAUGUUGGUGAGGAGGAGGAGGAGGAGGAGGGGGAUGAGUUUAAGAGGAUUUUGAGGGAGGAUGUGGUGAGGCGGCCGGAAAAUUGGAGGGGGUUUUAUGGUGGAUGUCCGGUGGUGGUUAUGGAGGUUGAGUGGUUGAUUUUUAGGGAUUUGGUUAAUGAACUGGUUGUGAUGGAAAGUGAAGCUGCAGAUAGUUGUUAACUUGUUAUUGAAGUGACCACCGGUGACCUUUUCCGGCGGGUAAUUUGUUAGUGUAGGGAAGAAGACUUGACUGUAAGACUGUUAAUUGCUUAAUACUUUUGCAACUAAAAAUUAAAAAUCGGUGAUCAAAAAUACCGAUCUUGUGAGGAAAAGUGUGAGUGAUUAAGGACCGAUGUGUUUCACCAGUCCAUGAUUAAUUAUUAUAUAAAUAAGCAUUAUUUAUUGAA
This is a messenger RNA of Lactuca saligna, 2333 nucleotides long. The record is from the annotation of a GenBank genome assembly. NCBI's taxonomy places the organism in Eukaryota, Viridiplantae, Streptophyta, Magnoliopsida, Asterales, Asteraceae.